GUUUACGUAACGCGUCGACUGUAAUACUGUUAAGAUAAGCAACAAAAUUUCUACAGCAGUAAAGAUGGUAGCUGUAUCGGAGAGAGGAUACUUCCAUUGGAUCGAUUGGCUGGUGUUUGCACUUAUGCUCCUCGUGUCUGCCGCAGCCGGCUUAUGGCACUUCAGAAGGGCGCAAAAGUCGAACACACAGGACUACCUGCUUGGAGGAAGGAGCUUAGGACUCUUUCCCGUGUCCGCUUCCCUCGUUGCGAGCUUCAUAUCAGGCGUGACGAUCUUGGGCACUCCGGCGGAGAUCUACAACUUUGGUACGCAGUACUGGAUCACGAUCAUCUCCAUUUUCUUCUCUGGUAUCGCAGUCGCCUACGUGUAUCUCCCUGUCUUUACUACGCUCCAACUUAAUUCCGUUUACGAGUAUUUAGAAAUUCGAUUCGAUCGAAAUGUGCGGAUUCUCAUUUCGUCAAUUUUCGUUUUCGACGUGGUAAGUCUUGUAUAAAUAAU
Molecule: messenger RNA, 498 nt
Organism: Pogonomyrmex barbatus (red harvester ant)
Lineage: Eukaryota; Metazoa; Arthropoda; Insecta; Hymenoptera; Formicidae
Product: sodium-coupled monocarboxylate transporter 1
Biological process (GO): transmembrane transport; sodium ion transport
Cellular component (GO): membrane
Molecular function (GO): symporter activity
Source: RefSeq, a predicted model, not a curated record